Messenger RNA from Aplosporella prunicola CBS 121167, 1554 nucleotides. RefSeq lists its product as uncharacterized. The record is from RefSeq and is a predicted model, not a curated record. Bases 87 to 1277 code for a protein of 396 amino acids. NCBI's taxonomy places the organism in Eukaryota, Fungi, Ascomycota, Dothideomycetes, Botryosphaeriales, Aplosporellaceae. The transcript has 2 exons.
CCCUGGUAGUAGUUUUAGAAGCUUUGAAAUCAUAUUCCUUUUCCGAGUUAAACUCCCUUGUUUCCUAGGACUUACUGACAACCGUAAUGCCGUUGGCGAGCCUUCCGUUGGAGCUACGCGAAAGCAUCGUUGACUACCUUCGCCCCACACGUCCGCGUACCGGCAUCAGCGUAAACACCAUACUCGAAGACCUCCACAAUGCUCGCCUCUCCUGUCGUCCCCUCUACGAGGCAUCAUGGGGCGCGUUCGGCCGCACCCUCUGGCUGCGGAAGUUCCGUCUCGUGCAAUCCCACCUAAACCUCCUUACGUCCUUCUCCAAAAUCGCGUAUCUCGCCGCAACAGUCCGCACGCUCUCCUUUGGCAUCGAGCGCUUCAGCGCCGACGCGUUCCGCAGCUUCGAGAACUGGAUCGACAGGGCCCAGACUGAGGAGAUUCGCGCGCAGCGACGCGCCACGUACCUGCAGUACAAAGCGAUAACGACAUCCGAGCAGCAGCUGCAUGCUUCUGGCAAAGCCGCGCAGAUGCUCGAUGCUGCGCUGCGCAACUUCCCCAACUUGCGCGAGGUUGUCGUCUUCGUCCCGCGAGAAUGGAAGUCAACACUGCCAUUCUGGCCGGGCUGCACAGAGCAAGAUAUGUUCAACAAGCUGCAGAAGGAGGAGUGGGAGCCCAUCUACGACUACUACAGCCAAGCAGACUUCAUGCGGGUCCUUCUCUCAGCGUCAACGAGGCGCCCGCGCGUUUUGGAGGUGCUGAGAGUCGUGGAUGGGGGUGUUAUCCCUGACUUCUAUGGACAGGAUAGCGAGCUGCUCGAUACGGCUAUGCUGGGGCUCAGGGAACUGUCGUUGCCGCUGCGAAAGCCGCUUGUGCCGAUGGCUGAUGUGAGGCCGGAUUGGCUUGCGGAGUUUGUGGGCUCGACUUCCAAGACGCUACAGUUUUUGCAUCUAAGUUUUCCGUCCAAUCUCGAGGAAAACUCUGUUCGGGUCUUUGGUGAUUUCUCAAAAGACAUUUACCUGCCGAAGCUCCGUUCUUUGUCCCUCAAAGGAAUUGAGUGUGAAGAUGAGGCGCUCAAGGCCUUUUUCCGGAAGCAUGCGAAGACGCUGAGGGAGCUCAAGUUGGAGUGCAUCACCUUGUCCCGUUCCUGGGAAGAGUUGCUCGUGCUUAUCGCUGAUGUUUUGUCCCUCGAAAUACUCGGGAUAUACGAUGCUCGCCCUAAAAAUCAGACGCUAGUAUCAGCCAGACUGUUCAGGAGGGCAGCAAAUCGUUUUAUGUAUUGCUAGUUGCGCCUGUUCGCUCUAAGGGAAGGUUCCUGAUGCUACCUCGAAACCAAUCUGCUAUCCUUGCGACAGGGGACCGGAAGUAUGUGCUAGUAUCGAAUCUGACAAAAUAGGAGGGCUGGUAUAUGCCUGUAUGACGGGAAGACACGAUUAUCCAAAAUCUCCGUUAUUGUCUCGGCAGUAUACUGUUUAUUUUAUUAUCUCAUCAUUUGGCGUCGCAAUCAUCACCAUCGCUGAUACCCCCCUCACCACAUACUCGCUUUUUACAAUGUUUAUUUGC